This is a messenger RNA of Leptopilina boulardi, 2078 nucleotides long. Its product is annotated as PI-PLC X domain-containing protein 3-like. Bases 221 to 1228 code for a protein of 335 amino acids. NCBI's taxonomy places the organism in Eukaryota, Metazoa, Arthropoda, Insecta, Hymenoptera, Figitidae. Gene Ontology annotation, biological process: lipid metabolic process. Gene Ontology annotation, molecular function: phosphoric diester hydrolase activity. The transcript is spliced from 2 exons. The record is from RefSeq and is a predicted model, not a curated record.
ACUUAUGACGAUGUUACUUUUCAGUUCUGUGUUGAAAACAUAAACGAUUAGUGAUUUUAACUAAUGGACUUUUGAACAUUCCUUUUUUAAUUUCUAAAAUGUAAUUUGGUCGUGUGACAAUAAUAAUUUUCUAUAUAGAAAAUCGUUGUUGCAAAUUAUAAAAAAUUCUACUGGCAAUAAAUCCUAUUAAAAAUAUUUCAAAAAUUCAGUGUUUUAUAAAAUGGAAAAUGUGGAAGAAAUUUUACUUGACGAUUUUCAAAUUAUAAAAUCGGUGACAUCAUUAUGUGACAAUUUAGAGAUUUGGAUGACGCGACUUCCAGCUUCUCUUCGCAGUAUACCAAUAAUUCAUUUGGCAAUUCCCGGAUCACAUAAUACAAUGACCUACACAAUAAAUCAUGACAAAAACAUGGGAAUAGAUGAAUCUCCACUACUACAAUUCUUUGGACGAUGUUGCUCAUGCAUCUUUAAACCAAUUAUUACCAAUUGGUUUUACAAUCAACAAAUAUCGGUAAUAGAACAACUAAACGGAGGAAUUCGCUAUCUUGAUCUACGUGUGGCAACAAAAUCGGACAGUGAUUCAAUUUAUUUUAUUCACGGACUCUAUGGAGCCGAAAUUACUGAACCCCUUCAACAAAUUAAUGAAUGGCUUUCGUCUCAUCCCUUCGAAUUAUUGAUUCUAGAUUUUCAACACUUUUAUUCCUUCUCAGAUGAUAAUCAUCUACAGCUAAUUGCAAAAAUUAAAAAUAUUUUUAACGGUAAACUUUGUCCAUUUUACAAUCAAUUCGAUCACAUUACAUUGCAAUGGUUGAGUUCAGAAAAAUAUCAACUUCUCAUCAUCUACAGGAAUAGUGUUGCAAAAGAAUUUAAUGAAUUAUGGUCAAGUGGCAUGUGGCCAACACCUUGGCCCAAUGUAACAAGUUCUAAAGAAUUAAUUCAAUAUUUAACAAAAUCAAUUGAAAUAAGAUCGCCAAAUACGGGUUUUAUUUCUCAAUGUUUAUUGACUCCAAAUAGUUCGUAUAUAAUGAGAAAUUUGUGUGGUAAUUUACAUCGAAAUUUAAGUGAAAAGUGUCGACUCGCCUGGUUUCCUUGGAUAAAUUCACAGAAACCAGGAUUUAGAGGCAUUAAUGUCGUUAUCACUGAUUUUGUGUCGGAUUCUGAUUUUUUAUUCUCAAAAACAGUGAUUCAACGAAAUGCACUUUUAGUCGAUCAUGAGGAAGAAAUAGAGUAGAAAUGUGUUAUAUUUUUUUUAAGUUUUAGAAAAUUUGAUUCUGGCACCCAAAUUUGCUUAGCACGUCAGGAUUUUGAGAAAAGAGGGGGUAAAGACUCCAAAAAAGUUUUUUCAGUAUAUUCUUAACUUAAUAAAAUUUAUUUCACUCAAAAUCCUUAAGCGGCGUUUUUGUGUUCAAAUAUAUGUAUGAAAAUGUUUCGAUCACACCAUAUAUGGACCUGUUUAAAGCAAAAAUGCAGUUGUGCCUUUCAAAAAUUUAUAAAUUUAAAUGAAAUCACGAUUUUUAUUAUCAUCUGUAAAUUGUUGCCACAUAGAUAAGUAUGAGAGAAAGAGAUUUCUUUCUUUUCUCCCAAUACAAUUAGAGGCACAUCAUUGAAGAAGGUCUUAAAAGUUUUGUUUUUUUAUCACCUUUUAAGAAAUGCAUUGAACUUUUAUUUUUAUCCAACGCCGUAAUAGAUAUUUUCAUAAGAAGACUUUCAAUUGAAUUUUUUUAAAAUGUGCUAUCACUCAAUCAAACCUUCAUAUUUUUAGUUUUAGUGGUGGCACACUAAUAAGAUAGUGAAAAUUUGUUGAUAAAAUAUGUCUGUUAGAUAUUUCCAUAAUAGCUGAAGUGAUAUUUUACACGCCGCAAAAAUAAAAACGUUAAGAAUAUAAACUUUUUUCAAGAAAUUCAAAUGAAAUUUAAGCUUUUUUUCACUUUUUAACUUAUAAAACUAAUUGUCAAAUAAAUAUUUUGUUCUAAUACUGUACAUAAAUGUUCCUUUGUAUAUAAUUUAGCAUUAAAAAAAAUGAUACCCAAAGUUUUAAUUAAAAAUAAUUCAGAUUUUUAAGUCCUCGACUCACCUACGUC